AUGGAAAGACGCAAGUGGGAGGAUCUACCAGAGGAUUGUUUAGUGAAUGUGUUUAGAAGGGUAGGCAUGGAGACGCUGCUAUUGGAUGUUCCCUUUGUGUGCAAGUCUUGGUAUAAAGCCACCCUUAAUCCUCUCUGCUGGGAACGCCUUGAUUUUUAUGAUAUAAUGUUCGUUCCAAAAGACGACUGCUUCUAUCGAUUCUAUGACGUUGACGGUGUCCGAAUGGUCCACAAAUUAAUGGAUGAAUACAGAAUAAAAGAAUUUUCCGCCGGUUCUAUGAUCAAAUUUCUUGUCAAUCGUAGCAAUGGGAAAUGUACUGUGCUCAAUCUUCCGGCUGAUGGCUGCAAGGAAGAGGUUUUCAAAUUUGUUAUUGACAAAUGUCCUGCCUUGAGAUGUUUGUCAUUCUCUUGUGAUCUUUUCAAGACUGAUUAUCUGCCCAUUAUUCAAGAGCUGAUAGAGAAGUGUAAAUAUCUGGAAUUCCUGACCAUUUUAGACUUUAAAGUUUCAAAUUUGAAAGAAAUAGUAGCGAAAAUUGGGCUUAACUGCAAAAAUUUAUGGGGUUUUGCCGCUCCUUUUGCAUAUAUUGGUGAAGAGGAGGCGGCUGCCAUUGUCACAAACCUUCCUCAUAUUAGUUACCUGAUUCUAAAGCAUUCACGUAUCGACCGAAAAUAUCUGGUGGAGAUACUGCAUGGCUGCAAGCGGCUCUUUCAUUUAGAUGUAAGCAACUGCAGUGGAUUCAAGAUUGAUGACAAAUUACUCAAGCUGGCUUCACAUAUUCAUACCUUCAAGUACGAGGGUGUAAUCGAUUGAUUUCCUCAUGA
This is a messenger RNA of Hevea brasiliensis (rubber tree), 821 nucleotides long. Its product is annotated as F-box protein FBW2-like. Bases 1 to 810 code for a protein of 269 amino acids. Gene Ontology annotation, molecular function: protein binding. The record is from RefSeq and is a predicted model, not a curated record. The transcript is spliced from 2 exons. Lineage: Eukaryota; Viridiplantae; Streptophyta; Magnoliopsida; Malpighiales; Euphorbiaceae.